This is a messenger RNA of Marasmius oreades (fairy-ring Marasmius), 1557 nucleotides long. RefSeq lists its product as uncharacterized. The transcript is spliced from 9 exons. Bases 1 to 1557 code for a protein of 518 amino acids. NCBI's taxonomy places the organism in Eukaryota, Fungi, Basidiomycota, Agaricomycetes, Agaricales, Marasmiaceae. Gene Ontology annotation, biological process: carbohydrate metabolic process. Gene Ontology annotation, molecular function: hydrolase activity, hydrolyzing O-glycosyl compounds; metallopeptidase activity. The record is from RefSeq and is a predicted model, not a curated record.
AUGAAGAUCAGUACCGCCAUUCUUCUUGCAUCCGCCUCGGCUUUGCUCAAGGUCGGUGCGGAACCCUCAGCUUGGUCUACUUAUCUGGAUUCUCGGUCGACGAUGACAGUCCUCGCCGAAAGCCCUCCGCCUCUUGAAGUUUCUCCUCUGAUUGUCUCUGGAGAUCCCAAGAAUAGGAUCGACAUUGUGUUUUUUUCCGAUGGAUACCUCUCCUCAGAAAAACCCAAGUUCCUGAGCGACGCGAUGGCUUUUGCGAAAGAUAUCACAACUAACAAUACCUUCCAUUCGGUACAACCUCUGAUGAACUUCUGGGCCGCUUUUACUCCAAGUAAGGAGAGCGGUGUCGGAAGAGGUGGGCAGCCUUUGGACACGGUAUUCCAACUCUAUCGUGACGGUACCGAGCUCCGCGGUGUCUGGUCCAACGACUAUGAGAAAGGAAGAGUUGCUUGUUCGUCCUUAGGGGCACAAUGCGACUAUCCAGUCCUUGCUGGAAAUGAUCCUCUAUAUGGAGGAUCCGGAGGCAUCCCAACGAUCAUCACCGCCUCCCCUCUCAACGGACACCAGAUCCUCCGACACGAACUUGGUCAUUCCAUCCUCGGAGUUGGUGAAGAAUACGAUGGUCAACCUUACAACGGCUACUUCGGGAUAAAUGCAGCCAAAACCAACGCUAACCCCAUCCCUUGGGCACACUGGCUCACCGACCCUGCUUCCGAACCUCGUACCCAAAGAAGUGUCAUGCCAUAUCAGAAUUACGCUUGGGCUUUGAUGAACAUGACAACUCCCUGGCAAGCUACAUUCGUUUCGUCUGGUACGUUUACGCGACACCUUCUGAGAUUCUCGUUAUCCGGUCUGCCUGCAAAGACGGAUAUGAAAUUGGAGUUGGAUGGGGUUGAUCUGAAUUGGGAGCCGAAGCCAGAUGUGGGGAUGGAUAGGUGGUUCUAUGAUAUGUAUAGGGAUAUGCCGUUGGAAGCGGGAAAACAUCAAGUUAAGUUUACUUUGAAGAAUAUGGAAUUGGAGGGUGAUGCGCAGAUGUGUAGCUUGGAGGUUCUGGAGUUUGGUAAUGCAGACGAGUUCAUUGCCAAGCUGGGAUAUGUUGGCGCGUUCCCAACUUAUUCCAUGCCAGAGAAUAGGACAACUUACCGCCCCACCAACGAAGACUGUCUCAUGCGCCAAGUUACAACCUCGACGUACUGUCCCGUUUGUUUGGAAGGCCUUUGGACCACCCUUUUAGGACGCCUCUCACUCAUCGAUAACGUCACCGAGACCUGUGAACCACAAACGAGCAGCACAAUUUUGAACGCCACGCUCAUACCUGUAGCACAGUUCAGAUCAGGGACAAAGAUUCCCGGGGAAAGUUAUACCAUCCAGUGGUUGAAAAAUGGAAAGGUGGUGGCAGGUUUUACGAAUCAGACGGUGGUGAAGAUUCCAAAGGCUGAUGCUAGUGGGAAUUAUACGUUGGAUGUCAAAUUUAGUUCGGCUGAGAUUAGAUUGGAUAGGAAUCGUGUUACUGAGGGUCAAUUGGUCCAUACGAUUACUGGGGCGUGUAAUGAGAAGUAA